Molecule: messenger RNA, 857 nt
Organism: Oncorhynchus masou masou (cherry salmon)
Lineage: Eukaryota; Metazoa; Chordata; Actinopteri; Salmoniformes; Salmonidae
Product: beta-crystallin B3-like
Exons: 5
Coding region: 8-727 (239 amino acids)
Biological process (GO): visual perception; lens development in camera-type eye
Molecular function (GO): structural constituent of eye lens
Source: RefSeq, a predicted model, not a curated record
CAGGAGGAUGUCGGAGCAGCAGAGCGCCCCUGAGCAAAUGGCUGCAGGGAAGAGCCAGGGUGGAGCAGGAGCCACUUACAAGGUGGUGCUGUUUGAGUUUGAGAAUUUCCAGGGCCGCAAGGCUGAGUUUUCUACUGAGUGUAAAGAUGUUUCAGAGAAGGGCCUGGAGAAGGUGGGCUCUAUGCUGGUUGAGUCUGGCCCAUGGGUGGGGUAUGACCGCCAGGGGUUUGCAGGUGAGCAGUUUGUUCUGGAGAAAGGCGAGUAUCCACGCUGGGACACCUGGACCAACAGCCAGUACAGCUACUCCUUCUGGUCCAUGCGGCCUCUCAAAGUGGAUAGUGCCGAACACAAGCUCCAUCUGUUUGAGAGCCCAGGCUUCACUGGUAGAAAGAUGGAGAUUGUUGAUGAUGAUGUUCCCAGUUUGUGGGGACAUGGUUUCCAAGAUCGCGUAGCGAGUGUCAAGGCCCUCAACGGAACAUGGGUCGGCUACAUGUACCCCGGCUACAGGGGGUGCCAGUACGUGUUUGAGUGUGGAGACUUCAAGCACUGGAAUGACUGGGAUGCCCCUGCACCUCAGAUCCAGUCUGUCCGACGUGUGCGAGACAUGCAGUGGCACAAGAGGGGGUGUUUCACCGUCCCUGCUCCUUCCCCUGAUCCAGCUCCUGCCCCCGCUCCUGCCCCAGCACCCGCACCCCCUGCACCCCCUGCCGCCUCCGGGGCCAGCUGAAGAGGAUUCUAAACAACCCCCCCCCAGAGCCUCUUCCAUGAGCCUCUUUCUACCAUCAGUGCUUGCCCUCUGCCUCACCCUAACCAUGGCAAAUGCUGCUCCUGCUUAGUGAGGAGAAGCUCUAUAUAUG